This is a messenger RNA of Limulus polyphemus (Atlantic horseshoe crab), 1887 nucleotides long. RefSeq lists its product as uncharacterized. Lineage: Eukaryota; Metazoa; Arthropoda; Merostomata; Xiphosura; Limulidae. The transcript is spliced from 2 exons. The record is from RefSeq and is a predicted model, not a curated record. Bases 160 to 1497 code for a protein of 445 amino acids.
GGGUUAGGCAAUUAUCACGUGAAACAGGCACAACACAUUUUGAGUUUGAUAUAAACUUCCUGUGCUGAUAGUUUUCCUCAGUCCUGCUGAAAGAAGAAUAAACCAGUCUGAGUCAGUAGAGUAAAACAACAAGCUUAACAAUUUAUAAAGUGGGCAGUUAUGUUCAUUUUAAAAGGAAUGUGGACUUUUCUUUUACUCGCCAUUCUCCAAAUCUCUACCUGUGAAGUGAGUCAAACUGAUAAAACAGAGCUCCAUUCGACUGGAAUGGAAAUACUGCAGUCCAUAUUUCCAUCAAUUGAUGCAGUGUUUAAAUGGUCAAAUGGAGUCACAUAUAUUUUCAAAGGCUCUUGUUAUUUUCGCUACGAAGACAAAACGAACGAGAUUUCAAAUUGCAGACGAUUAUCCGCAUGGGGUGGGCUAACUGGACCAGUGGAUGCCGUAUUUCGCUGGCGCAAUGGAGUAACAUAUUUUUUCCAGGGCGAUUGUUAUUACAGAUAUGAGGACAAAACUGACGAAAUAUCAAAAUGCAGUCCAGUUACAGCGUGGGGAGGAAUGACUGGACCAGUUGAUGCUGUGUUUCGCUGGAGUAAUGGAAUCACAUACUUCUUCAAAGAAGACUGUUACUACCGUUACGAAGAUAAAGAUAAUAAAAUAUCUAAAUGCACUCCAAUUACUGCUUGGGGUAAAAUGACUGGACCAAUCGAUGCUGUAUUUCGCUGGAGUAAUGGGGUCACGUACUUCUUCAAAAGAGACUGUUACUUCCGGUAUGAAGACAAACCUAACGAGAUAUCUAAAUGUAGAGCAAUAGCUUUAUGGGGAGCGAGUAGUUACCAACCACUAGAUGCUGUGUUUCGAUGGAAUGAUGGAGUCACAUAUUUUUUCAAAGGAUUUUGUUAUUACCACAAUGAUCUCAAAAAAUGUAAGCCAAUUUCGGCUUGGGGAGGGAUCAGUAAACCUGUAAGUGCCGUAUUGCUGUGGAAUAAUAAGGAGACAUACUUUUUUGAAGGAAAAUGUUAUCACAGUUAUGAGGCCAAAAAUAAUAGUAUUUCAAAGUGUAUACCAAUUUCUACGUGGGCCAAAAAAAUUAGAGUUGUUGAUGCUGUAUUUCGUUGGAGCAACGGGAUCACAUACUUCUUCAAGGGAGAUUGUUACUACCGGUAUGAGGAUAAAACUAAUAAGUUGUCACAGUGUAGUCCAGUUACUGAAUGGGGAGGAAUGACUGGACCAGUGGAUGCAGUAUUUCGCUGGAGUAAUGGAGCCACUUACUUCUUCCAGGGAAACUGCUAUUACCGAUACGAUGACAAAAAUAACAAGUUGUCACAAUGUAGUCCAGUUACUGCAUGGGGAGGAAUGACCGGACCAGUUGAUGCUGUAUUUCGCUGGAGUAAUGGAGCCACUUACUUCUUCAAGGAAGAUUGCUACAUGAAGUACGAGGACAAACCCCAAAAACUCUCUGGUUGUAAUCCAAUUUCUGCUUGGGGAGGAGGAAUAUACUAAUUUUUUUUUCCAUAGAAGAAAAAACUGAAGGUAGUUGCAGUUCUAGAAGAUAACAUCAGUCACUGGAAUUAUUCAGAAUGCCGUUAUAUUAAUUAAUCUCUUUUUGUUUUAUUUUGGCCUGUUUAUUUGUAUCACUGGAUUCAAUAUAAAAAUAUUAAUAUUUCUUAAUCUGUACUUGAUGAUGUUAUAUUUUUAUGUUAAGUGAUGUGAGAGUUUGUUUACGUUAACCAGAGAACAAGAUCCAAAUUAUCUACUGGAGUAUAAGUUUUGUUAAUAAAGAGCUUAAGAACAAUAAUUUUAAAAUCUAUAAUAAUAAAUAAUGUUCCACAUUUUGUGUAUUUUUAAGAUUGUAUGUUGCUAUAUACCAAAUAAAAAUUGAAGAUAAAGGAA